AUGGGCACCAAGGGCAAAGUUAUUAAAUGCAAAGCAGCUAUCGCCUGGAAAGCAAACAAGCCCCUCAGCGUUGAAGAGGUUGAGGGAACUCCCCUCAACGCUCAUGAAGUUCGAAUUCAGAUAAUCGCCACCACCUUGUGCCAUACUGAUGCCCAUGUCAUCCAUCCUCAAUUUGAGGCUUUUUUCCCAGUGAUCCUUGGCCAUGAGGCUGCAGGAAUCGUGGAAAGUGUUGGGCCAAGAGUGACCAACUUCAAACCAGGUGACAAAGUAAUUCCACUCUACACACCUCAAUGUGGAAAAUACAAGUUCUGUCUGAGUUUACACACAAAUUUUUGUGGAAAAAUCAAGCAUUUCAAAACUCCUAUGGGUGAUCAAAAAUUAAUGGAAGACAAAACUAGCAGGUUUACCUGCAGAGGAAGACCAAUUUACCAUUUCAUGGGAACCAGUACCUUCAGUCAGUACACUGUAGUGUCAGAUGUUAACCUUGCCAAAGUUGAUGAUGAUGCCAGUUUAGAGAGAGUUUGUCUGCUUGGAUGUGCAUUUUCAACUGGCUAUGGUGCUGUAGUCAACAUUGCCAAGGUCACACCUGGUUCUACAUGUGCCACCUUUGGCCUAGGAGGUGUCGGUCUUUCAGCUGUAAUCGGUUAUAAAGCAGCAUAAGCUUCCAGAAUCAUAGUUAUUGACAUCAAAAGUGAGAAGUUUACAAAGGCCAGAGCCCUUGGAGCCACCAACUGCCUCAAUCCUAGAGACCUAGAUAAACCCAUUCAGGAGGUCAUUGUUGAAAUGACCAAUGGAGGUGUGGAUUUUGCCUUUGAGUGUGUAGGUGGAGCUAAAAUCAUGAGAGCAGCCCUUGACAGCAUAACAGUAGGUUGGGGAGUAUGUAUCAUUGGAGUAAACGUUGGUGACAACGGAUUGAGUGUUUCUGCAGUGGAGCUAAUAAUGGGCCGUACUCUAAAUGGAACAAGCUUUGGUGAUUGGAAAGGUAUCAAUUCUGUCCCAAAGCUGGCUGCUGACUACAAGAAUAAGAAAUUCGAUCUGGAUGCACUGGCGUCCCAUACCCUUGCUUUUGACAAAGUUAAUGAGGCAUUUGACGUAAUGUACCAAAGAAAAAGGUUCAAGAUGCCACAGACUGAACCAUCAAUUCCACCCCUGGACAGAGGACACCGCCACUGGCUUGACUGCCAUUACUGCUACAGGAAAUUAAGUCCACAGUAG
Globicephala melas (long-finned pilot whale) is the source of this 1215-nucleotide messenger RNA. Its product is annotated as all-trans-retinol dehydrogenase [NAD(+)] ADH4-like. NCBI's taxonomy places the organism in Eukaryota, Metazoa, Chordata, Mammalia, Artiodactyla, Delphinidae. Gene Ontology annotation, cellular component: cytosol. Gene Ontology annotation, molecular function: zinc ion binding; S-(hydroxymethyl)glutathione dehydrogenase [NAD(P)+] activity. The record is from RefSeq and is a predicted model, not a curated record. Gene Ontology annotation, biological process: formaldehyde catabolic process.